GGGGUGUGUGAUGAAGAGGGAUUGGUUGUGGAUUUUAAACAAACAGACGGAAGUUCAAAUGCUGAAGAUGGGUUGGUUCAGGAGGCUGUGAUGAGUGUUAGAAAUGAAGCAUCUGAUGAGAAUCUGUUGAGCUUGCUGAAGUUGGCUUAUGGUUACGAUUCAUUUAGGAUUGGACAAAUGGAGGCAAUCAAGAAGGUGCUUUCUGGGAAAUCAACAAUGCUGCUUUUGCCAACUGGUGCUGGAAAGUCUCUCUGUUAUCAGUUACCUUCCAUGGUUUUUGAGGGGAUUACUCUGGUCAUUAGCCCAUUAGUUGCCUUAAUGGUUGAUCAAUUGAAACAGCUGCCUGCUGCACUCCCUGGUGGUCUUCUGUGUAGCAGUCAGACACCAGAAGAGAUGUCUGAAACUCUCCAAUCUCUGCAAGAGGGAUCAAUAAAGGUCCUUUUUAUUUCUCCAGAGAGGCUUCUGAGUUCAGACUUCACAUCAUUAUUCUCUAGAGGUCCCCUUGUAUCUCUCGUGGUGGUUGAUGAAGCUCACUGUGUAUCUGAAUGGUCACACAAUUUUCGGCCCUCAUACAUGAGGCUUAGGGCUUCGUUGCUGCGUGAAAAGCUAAAGGCUGAAUGCAUUCUUGCAAUGACUGCAACUGCAACAGCCAAAACAUUGCACGAUGUAAUGCAUGCUCUUGAUAUCCUUCCCACUAAUCUCAUCCAAACAUCCAAAUUGAGGGACAAUUUGCAGAUGUCAGUAUCAAUGAGUAGCAAUAGGCUAAAAGAUUUAAUAGCAUCGCUCAAGUCUUCUCCCUUCUAUGAUGUUAAAAGCAUCAUCAUUUAUUGCAAAUUUCAGUAUGAAACAGAUCUUGUAUGCAAAUGCCUAUGCGAUAACAACAUUUCAGCUAAGAGUUACCACAGUUCCAUUCCUGCAAAAGAUAGGAGGAGGACACAAGAACUCUUUUGUGCAAAUAAAAUUAGGGUGGUUGUUGCUACUGUGGCAUUCGGAAUGGGACUUGAUAAACAAGAUGUCGGAGCUGUCAUUCAUUACAGCUUACCAGAAAGCUUGGAAGAGUAUGUCCAGGAGAUAGGUCGUGCUGGGCGUAAUGGUAGAUUGUCUUAUUGCCACCUUCUUUUUGAUGAUGUCUCCUAUUUUAAGCUGCGCAGUCUUGCUCACAGUGAUGGUGUGGAUGAGUACGCUGUAAACAAGUUCCUCUGCCAAGUUUUUAGCAACAGCACAGGUUUAGCUGGGAAAUGUUCAUCAAUAGUUAAAGAAGCGGCAUCCCGAAAAUUUGAUAUGAAAGAGGAGGUAAUGCUUACAAUUUUGACUCAACUGGAGUUGGGCAAUGUGAAGUAUUUGCACUUGCUUCCUGAAGUGAAUGUAACUUGCACUUUGAAUUUCCACCAGACUUCUCCAGCACUGCUAGCUGGUAAAGAUAUAGUGGUUGCAGCCGUCAUGAAGAAGUCUGAAAUUAAAGAUGGGCAAUAUGUGUUUGACAUACCAAGUGUAGCAAAUAGUGUUGGGUUGCAACCUGCUGACUUGUCAAAUCACUUGCAGACACUAAAGUUUAAGGGAGAAAUUGCCUAUGAGUUGAAGGAUCAGGCUUACUGUUACAAAAUCAUGGAUAUCCCCAAGGACAUUUGUUCUUUGGCAGCACAGGUUACAAGUUGGCUUUCAGAGGUUGAGAGAUGCAAGGUGAGAAAAAUGGAUAUAAUGUUCAAUGCUGCUGUUGCUGCAGUACAAAGGUGUGAUAAGGUGCAUGGUUGUGAUGGCUAUGACCACACUCCUUGCUUGCAAAGGAGGAUUUUGGAGUAUUUCAAAAGCAAUGAUGAUAUUGAUGUCCCCAACAAUAUGGCUAAAAUCAGCCCAUUUUUGAGAGCAGACAUAAAGGUCUUUUUACAGAGCAACUCACAUGCCAAAUUUACUCCUAGAGCUGUUGCAAGGAUACUUCAUGGCCUUUCUAGUCCAGCCUUCCCUUCCACUUUUUGGUCAAAAUGUCACUUCUGGGGAAGGUAUAUUCAGACAGAUUUCAAAGUAGUGAUGGAAGCAGCAAAAGCAGAAUUGAUGAGUGUUGUGGGGAAGGAUUUACUGUGAUUGAUGCCAAUCUGAGAAAUCAUUACAACCACUAAACUCUUAAUACUACAACUUGCUCACGUGUUAAGCCGUUUGUAGAGUUUUUUGGGUUGAUAAAGCUUAAAGCGCUUCCAAAACACUAAAAUCAAGAACUCACAAAAUCUUUUUGAAGAGUCAGAGAACAUUGUUUUGGACGGCAGUAAGUUGGAUUUUCUUGUGCUGCUGGUUUUUAAAAACAUUGCAGGUUUAACUUAACAAUUGUAAACAAACUUCCCUUUAUGUUGAAGACUGAAUAUUACUAGGGGUCUGAUGUUGAAGACUUGAAGUGACUGAAGGAUUUUUCAAGGAAUGGUGUCAUAUUCUCCGGGAUAGCUAGUGUUGGACUGAUCGUCUUCAAAUACUCUAAAGGGAGCCAUUUGUGCAAAAGUUUUGCCCUUCACAAUCUCUUUAAAUAGAGAUGCUAACUUCGAUAUCAAUAGGUUUUAGCAUAUGGAUGCCGGAGCAGUGGAGCUGAUGGCAGUAGAAUAUAUUCCAAAUGGAGGAAUACAAAUGUUAUACAAAUGUAUUCAUUGGCAAGCAGUUCUCUUCAUCUUAUUUCCCUCUAACAAUGAAAGUACAAACAAGUUGUAAUCUUACAUUUGAAAUUAAUU
Molecule: messenger RNA, 2708 nt
Organism: Cuscuta europaea
Lineage: Eukaryota; Viridiplantae; Streptophyta; Magnoliopsida; Solanales; Convolvulaceae
Source: the annotation of a GenBank genome assembly